AAACAAUCUACUCGUGUUCGCUGCACCGUGUGCGCCACAGCGGAGCUGCAGCGGGGCAACAGUGUUUCUCUGUGACCACAGGACGACUGCGCUCAGUCCACGAGCUCCAGUGUUGUCGUUGUCGUUGUUGUUGUUGUUGUUGUUGUCGUCGUGAACUCAGUCCGGACCUGACAGGAACCACACUCUGGUUUCUGAGGAAAGAGACGUUUCCAUUUUCUGAAGGAACUGUCAAAAACGGCGAGGUCGCGAGGUCGGUGGCGUUAACCCCGUUUUCACAGGGACUCACAAAACACGCACCAGCGAGACGCACACGUCCGUCUGGAUAGCUGACUCAGCAGCCCAGCCCAGCCCGGCCCGGUCCGGUUCGGUUCGAGGUCCAUUGAGGGAGAGACGCUGAGGAAAGAUACGCGCGAAAGGAAGGAAGGAAGGAAGGACGGAAGGGAAGGAAGGAAGGAAAGGAAGGAGCGAGAAACGGAGGAGACAGGAUGAACCUCAAGAGUCAUUUGAUUUUCACUCUCUACACUGUCUAUGGGAUUCUUCUCAAAGUGAUGGCUUCAAAAGGCAAAGUCCGAGGCAUCAGCGGUCAGUACCCUCUUGUUCAGAAUGUGACAGUGACAGAGGGCGGGACGGCGAACAUGACCUGCCGCGUGGAGUACAACGACAACACCUCCCUCCAGUGGUCAAACCCGGCACAGCAGACCCUUUUUUUUGGGGACAAGAAAGCUUUAAGAGACAACAGGAUUGAGCUGGUGCGUGCGUCAUGGGCGGAGUUAACCAUCAGUAUCAGUGACGUCACACUGUCUGAUGAAGGCAUGUACACCUGUUCCCUCUUCACCAUGCCCGUCAGAACAGCCAAAGCGUACCUGACAGUUCUGGGGGUCCCGCAGAAGCCAGAGAUCGAUGGCUUCACGAAGCCGGCUGUGGAGGGAGACCACAUCACUCUGACCUGCAUGACCCACGGCAGCAAGCCCGCCGCUGACCUGCGCUGGUUCAGGAACGAGAAGGAGGUCAAAGGUGCCAAAGAGGUGAAUGCAAGUGGGAAGACGUUUACAGUACGGAGCUCUCUGCAGCUGCACGUGGACAGAAAUGAUGAUGGAGUGGCCUACACCUGCAAAGUGGACCAUGUGGCACUCACACAGACACCACAGCAGGCCACUGAAGUACUGGAGGUCCACUACGCUCCUCGUGUGGAGAUCGUCCACUCCCCGGCGGUUCCUCAGGAGGGCCAGUACUUAAAGCUGGAGUGUGUGUCCAAAGGAAACCCUUCGCCAGAUCCUGUGAUGUGGACAAAAGACGGCAGUGAACUUCCUGACCUGGACAGGAUGAUUGUAGAGGGCAGGGACCUCACCUUCACUUCACUCAACAAGACAGACAAUGGCACCUACCGCUGCGAAGCCACCAACCACCUCGGGACCAGCAGUGCUGAAUAUAUACUCUACGUCUACGACGCCCCAACCACCCUGCCACCAUCCACCACUCCCCCCCCACAUCCCAUUCCUCCAGAUCCUACUGCACAAUUAGGCGCCCGCGCCUCAGACCCCACAGUCACUGGCAACAGAGAUCCCAACGCUCUGGGACAGCACGGCACUGACCAUGCGCUGAUCGGAGGAGUGGUCGCUGUGGUGGUCUUUGUCACCUUGUGUUUAAUCAUUGUUCUGGGAAGAUACCUGGCCAGGCAUAAAGGAACAUACUUGACAAACGAAGCCAAAGGAGCGGACGACGCGCCCGACGCCGACACAGCCAUCAUCAAUGCUGAGGGCAACCAUGCGCACGCAGAGGAGAAGAAAGAAUACUUCAUUUAGACUGCAGAGGGAGCUUUGCAGCUCCUUUCUUUAUUCCCCUUCUCCCUCCUUCACUCUCUGUGUCUCCUUUUCUCUCUUUCUGUCUCGCCCUUACUCUUCUCCACCUCUGACCACUGCCCCCCCCCCGCCGUGACCACGAGGAACCUGCAGGCAGUCCACAGACAGAGAAGCUCCCCGAGUGUGUUCCUCUUACUGCCCAGUGUUGGGCUCAUUUUUAUCAUUUACAACUUGUCCUUCAUUUCUGUCUUUUCCAUUCACUGCCAGUCUCCACAGGUAUCUUACCUUACCUUACCUUACCUUACCUUACCUUACCGUACUCCUCACCUUUGAUCUCAUCUUUGAGUCCCUGGAAACAAGCGUUUCUACCAUGACUGCUUCUAACACGUUCUUGUAUUUCUCUUCAAGCAGACACACACACACACACACACACACACACACACACACACACACACACACACACACACACAUACAUAUCAUGUCUCACAUCAACACGGUGCCUAAAAAUACAGACGCCAUUGAACUUCUGUCAAUGCCUUCAUGUAUGGUCUGUCAGUAGCGAUGUAAAUGCUUUUUCGACCGUCGCCUCAUCGUUCCCCUCACACAGCUUUUAAUUAUGCGUUGCAUCUUUUUAAUUAAAUGGAGAUCUGUGCUGUUUUACGCCUUAUACAUGUCUAUCACACUGAAUAUGGUACUUUUAGAAGCUCCACCCCGAGCCUGCCCGCCCCCCUCCCCACCUGUCCCCUCUAAAUAGACUUGUAAUUAAUCAGUCGAGCCCUGUAAGAUAAGAAGAAGGUUUUGUGUGACACUGUAGUAUGAUUUUGUCAGAUAAGUGUAUAAUAUGAUUUUCAUUACUAGGGUUAGGGUUAAUAAAGGGUAUUGUUGGUAUUGUUUAGAGCAGAGAAUACACACCAAAAAUAUGCGAAAGGUACUAGAUGAAGCAUUCCAUCAAAUAAACUUGACCCGUUAUACUCGACCAUUUGCUAAACCUGCUGUCCGUAUGUACUUUCGUGUGUAUUUCCCUGCACUGACCGGGCUGCAGUUUAGUCACACACCAACUCACAGUAGUUUGUUAUUCACGUCAACAACCGUUCAGGUGUAUGCUACAGUCAAUCUCCUCUCUCUGAAAGCUGUAUAAAUUGUAUUGAGGUGAUUUUAGCUUUUCACUUUGAAGAAUUUUGUUUGUGUUAAUGUGACAAUUUUAAGCCUGAAGGACCCCAUGAAAUGUAAAGUGCAGCAGCAGGAGCUGAAAACACAAACACAGACAGUCUGUCAGUCGAGGUCAGGGCAGCUGUACAUGUGUUAUGUCCAUGUGCCCACUUCUCGCUAAACAACCGUUCAUUUUAUUACUAAAUACGAGGAGUGGUGAGACGAGUUUGACUAAAGUCCUGCUCAUCUCUGAAACCAUGUUUUCAUUUCACGGGGCCUUCAAGCAAAAAAGAAAAAAAAGAGAAAGUAGUGAGUGAGUGAGUGAGUGAGUGAGUGAGUGAGCGCUGGGUCAUAGAUCUGCAGAAGCCUCUUUUUCCAAAACUGAAGAAUAGAGAAGCACAAAAAUGACUGAAUGAUGUUACUUUUCCAACCAUGAGAUCAAAUUUAUUAUAAGAAACCUUUUGUUUUUCCAAAUGUGAGAUAAUUCAUGUUCUCUGAUCAUUUGGGUUGAAAUGGUUUGACGCUCCCUGCUGUAUAUUGUGUCUGCUAAAAUGUGGUUGAUUGUGAAAAAAUUCGCUGUUUCUGGAUUGUGGAUUCCUUUAAAUUUGUAAAUUAGCCACUUUAAUCUAUUGACUUUUUUUUUUUUCCUUCCAUUUUUUUAUUGCAUAAUCCUUUUUAGUCACAUUUUGAAAACAUGUAUUUGUUCUGGCUCAAGGCAUGUAUAUAAUGUGUGAGAACUAAAGUUUCAUAGUACACAUUA
This is a messenger RNA of Solea senegalensis (Senegalese sole), 3708 nucleotides long. RefSeq names its product cell adhesion molecule 2-like. The record is from RefSeq and is a predicted model, not a curated record. The transcript has 11 exons. Lineage: Eukaryota; Metazoa; Chordata; Actinopteri; Pleuronectiformes; Soleidae. The coding region runs from base 486 to 1802 and encodes 438 amino acids.